Sordaria macrospora k-hell is the source of this 1728-nucleotide messenger RNA. RefSeq lists its product as uncharacterized. Gene Ontology annotation, biological process: transmembrane transport. The record is from RefSeq and is a predicted model, not a curated record. NCBI's taxonomy places the organism in Eukaryota, Fungi, Ascomycota, Sordariomycetes, Sordariales, Sordariaceae. Gene Ontology annotation, molecular function: transmembrane transporter activity. Gene Ontology annotation, cellular component: plasma membrane.
AUGACCCGAACCAGCAAGACAUUAUCACUAUCGGACGAACUUGCACCUGAAAGCAGGCCCUUGCUCAGCCAUCAUGACACCGAGGAAUUGUUAUCGCAGCGGUACGGCACGGAUGGUACGGUGGCUCGUGCACCGCAUAACCAGAACAACGCCGCGACCGGAGGAGCAAACAGCGACAACAACGGCAAUGGUGAUGAUGACGGAUUGGAGGAUAUCAACUUUGACGACGACCCGGAUAAUCCGCAAAAUUGGCCGACGCCGUUCAAAUGGAGUGUUGUGGCGCUGUUGGCUAUGACGGCUUUUAGUGUAACAUUCAACUGCAUCUCCCUCGUCCCUCUAGCUCCCUCAAUCGUCCGCUCCCUCACGCCACCUCCAACGGACCCAUCGCUUCCACCAACAAACCUUAAAUCCGCCUCCGUCCUCCUCGUCACAAUCUGGGAGUUAGGAGAAGCCGCAGGCCCUCUUUUAAUCGCUCCCCUCUCGGAACUCUUCGGGCGCUACCCAACCCUCAACAUCUCCAACAUUUUGAUGAUCUUCUUCACCAUCUUGACAGCAACAGCCACCUCCGUCCCAACCCUCAUCUUAUCACGAUGUCUUACCGGACUGGCUGUUGCCUCAAAUGUGCUAAACCCGGCUAUUGUGGGCGAUAUGUUCCCCUCCGACCAACGCGGGAGCGCAAUGUCCAUGGUUUUCGUCGCCCCUUUAGUGGGCGGAGCCAUUGGUCCUGCGAUUGCGUCUGCUGUGGCAGACUCAGUGGGAUGGAGGAAUGUAGUCUGGGGCGCUGUCGUUCUCAGCACCAUCUGCGAGGUUUUGUUCCUGUGUUUGUUCAAGGAGACGUAUAAAGUGGCUAUCAUCAAGCGGAGACUGAAGGAGAAAUCGAGGUUGGCGGAUCAGGCGAAUGCGAACCUGAACCUAGCAAAUGGACCCGGAAAAAGAGGAAUGGGGCACAAGAGGACAUACUCAGAGAUGAGCAUUGGGAGUAAGCGGGCGGCGAUGAAGAAGCUGAGGGACUCGGUGUUGAGACCGUUCUUGGUGGUCUUUGGGUCGGGACUGUUGAUGGCGUUGAGUUUAUUGGGGAGUGUCACGUUCUCGUUCUUUUACGUGAUUAGUGUUACUUUGCCGGAGAUUUUGGAGGAUAAUUAUGGGUUGGAGGGGGCGGUCAAGGGGUUGUGUUUUAUGGGUUUUACCGUCGGCUCCUUCUUCGCAGUCCUAACCUGCAACGCCUUCCUCGACCGCAUCUACAUCCACCUCCGUGACCGCCACGCCUCCGCCACCCUCGGUCUCGGCCCUUGUUCCCCGGAAAACCCCACCCCCGUCGAAAAACCAGAAUUCCGUCUUCCGCUCACCAUCAUCGGCGCAUUCAGCAUGCCCUUCGCCAUCACCUUCUACGGCAUCGUCGCCCAUCUUUGUCUCCCCUUGCCCUUUUUGUUGCUCGCAUGCGCCAUGAUCGGCGCCAACGCCAUGCUCACUUUGAUCCCCCUGAUGGCGUACGUCGUUGAUGCCUUUGGGUUGUUCAGUGCUAGCGCCAUGACGGGGGUUAUCGUGAGUAGAUGUCUUAUGGGCACUUUCUUGCCGUUGACGACGGCGCCGCUGGUGGAGAAGUUUGGGUACGGUUGGGGAUUUAUGGUUUUCGGAGCGAUGAGCAUGGCGUUGGCGCCGAUUAGUGUGGUGGUUUUCAGGUAUGGAGAGCGGUGGAGGCAGUUUUGCAAGUACUCUAGGGAGCAGUGA